This is a messenger RNA of Daphnia carinata, 1161 nucleotides long. Its product is annotated as secretory carrier-associated membrane protein 5-like. Gene Ontology annotation, biological process: protein transport. The record is from RefSeq and is a predicted model, not a curated record. Gene Ontology annotation, cellular component: trans-Golgi network membrane; recycling endosome membrane. Bases 60 to 1031 code for a protein of 323 amino acids. The transcript has 9 exons. NCBI's taxonomy places the organism in Eukaryota, Metazoa, Arthropoda, Branchiopoda, Diplostraca, Daphniidae.
UGCAAGGUGCGUAAAACUUUUGUAAUAGGGGGUAGAAAGUGAUUGUUCAGACUUACGCCAUGCAAGAUCCGUCUAGAGGAUAUGCGUUUGGAAUGGAUCCUUUAGCAGAUUACAACCCUUUUGCAAAUCCUUUUUCUAGCAAUGAAACAACUGCAUCUUUGGACCAAAAACCUCAGGGGUCUCCUGUUCCUUCCACUUCUGCCGUUUUACCUACACAAGAGAAACAGCAACCCCAAAAGCAGACAUUUGAAUCUAUAGCUGAUUUCGAGAAGCGGCAAGAAGAUCUCGAGCGUAAAGCUCAAGAACUGCAAAGGCGAGAAGAAGAAUUGCAAAAUAGCGUACUAUUCAACGCAAACAAGAAAGAAAAAAACUGGCCACCAUUGCCCAGUAAGUUCUGCGUCGAACCAUGCUUCUAUCAAGACAUUAGUGUCGAAAUCAACGUGGAAUUUCAGCCCAUCGUCAACAUGAUAUACUGGAUAUGGAUAGCUCAUGCUUGUUUAUACGUGAUCAACGUAGGAGGCUGCCUAGGUUUGUUUAUUCAAUUGGGCCAAGGAACAAUGUUUGGCUUGUCCAUUCUUUAUUGCUGCCUUUUCACGCCCGCAUCGUAUCUUGUCUGGUUCCGCCCCGCUUACAAGGCAUUCCGAUCAGACAGCUCGUUUAACUUCAUGGUGUUUUUCGUCUUUUUCUUCGCUCAAUUGGUUGCUACAGUUAUUCAAGCUGUGGGUCUUCCCAACUUGGGAACCUGCGGUUUCAUUGUUGCUUUGGCUGCAUUCGGUGAAGAAAACGAUUCCGGGAAUAUCGCUGUUGCAAUUAUAGCGUUGAUAAUCGCGUGCGGUUUUGCAUUGGUCGCUUUGGGCGAUUUUCUUCUUCUUGUGCGAGUUAGCCGCUUAUACCGUAACAGCGGAGCUUCCUUCGCUAAAGCUAGAAGUGAAUUCACUUCGGGAGUAAUGCGUAAUCCGCACGUCCGUCAAGCUACCAGUGAUGCAAUCAGCUCUGCCGUUCGAGUUCAGAUGGACAAUAUUGUGAACUAGAUAACGUGAUAAACAAAAAAGCCUUUAUCUAAGCUGGCCAGUCCAACACGACCCCGCUACUACAACGUUACGUAUACUGGCUCUUAAUUAUAUAUACAUUCAUGAUAUUUUCAGGUUAUCAAUAAAUACG